AUGUCUUUGAACGCAAUUGACCUUGAAGCGUUACACACGCCUGAAACAAGAAAUGAAGAUUUUGAGAAUCUGAAGCAGAGGGAGUACGGAUUCUCAAUUCUCUACAUUUUCAUCACAUUUGUAGCAAUUCAAUUUGCCUCUUUAUUCCUGAUUCUGGGUUUAUCCGAUUACAAAACUUGUUCGGCAGACUCAAGAGUCCGAAUUUGGAUGAUGUUAGUUGGUGCUCUAUUAUUAUUGGAACGAGGAAUCGCUAUUCGGCGUCAAAUUGCAAGAACCAACUUCCACAAUUAUAAAUUUCAAUCUUUGGAAAAUGAGGACUGGAAACAUGAAAUGCAAAGAAAAAAAUUGAAGUCUAGACCGGUUUCACAGGAUUUCAUUUGGCUGCUUCUAGUGGUCUUAUCAGUGAUUGGUUUGACCUGGCUUCUCAAUAUACCUACAAACGGUGCCUGUGACGCUUUGAUCUUCUAUCCCGUGUUCAUUUUUUCAACUUUUGUACUUUCAUCCUGCAUCUUCACUGUUAUCUUUGCGAGUCUGUGCUUUUGUUCAAGAAAGUUGUUUUGUUGUUGUUGUAAUAAGAGUAGGAGAUGA
This is a messenger RNA of Caenorhabditis remanei, 588 nucleotides long. RefSeq lists its product as uncharacterized. NCBI's taxonomy places the organism in Eukaryota, Metazoa, Nematoda, Chromadorea, Rhabditida, Rhabditidae. The coding region runs from base 1 to 588 and encodes 195 amino acids. The transcript is spliced from 3 exons. The record is from RefSeq and is a predicted model, not a curated record.